AGCAGUAAAACGAAUAUAUAGAUAUAAGUUCCUCAUCAGAAUCGUUUUUAAAGAUAUAAUGGGAAGCAUUUUGAGUCGUGUGUCUGGCAGCAAGAAGAGCAUUACAACAACCGCAAAAGACGCAAAAAUGGCUCCGGUUGGAAUGACUUAUUAUGAAAAGGCUCAGAGCACCUUUAAGCCUCCCUUGAUUGCAAAUGACAAUGCUUUCUUGGGCGAUAUUUCCAGCAGUGAAAAGAACGAUGCCGAACAUCCGGUCUCCUGCGGUUUCUACCGCCUGGAAAAGGGAACCCCCCUCGUCUACGAGUACACCUACCAUGAAAUGAAGAUUAUUCUCGAAGGCGAAUUUGAGAUCUCGGACGAGACGGGACAGAAAGUCACUGCUAAGCCCGGUGAUGUUUUUUAUUUCCCUAAGGGAUCGAAGAUUACUUUUACCACUCCGUCUUAUGGCUUGGCUUUUUACACCGGCCAGAGAAAGGAAGGUGCUGCUUAAGUGGUGGGAUGAGCUUAUGAAUAAUGAUGCAUUGUUUCCAUUCAUGUCAUGGCGAAUGACAAAGGAAUGGAUAUCGAAGCUUUGUCUAAUCCUUGGGGUCUGGUGCUGAUAGAGGAAUUAUUUCCCGAUUAUGAGAUCCUUCAGAUCCUGCACAAUAGCUUUUGUUGAUAGCUCCACUAUACGGUGACCCCGAGUCCAGCUGGCGCUAUGGGGUGGGUUUUCUGCAGGUGAUGUUUAUGGAGUAUGAAAUCAAUAUUUAACUUUUGCUAGUCUGCAUUUCUCAACUUUCAG
Molecule: messenger RNA, 781 nt
Organism: Talaromyces stipitatus ATCC 10500
Lineage: Eukaryota; Fungi; Ascomycota; Eurotiomycetes; Eurotiales; Trichocomaceae
Product: ethanolamine utilization protein (EutQ), putative
Exons: 3
Coding region: 59-490 (143 amino acids)
Source: RefSeq, a predicted model, not a curated record